This is a messenger RNA of Alternaria burnsii, 1695 nucleotides long. Its product is annotated as peroxisomal multifunctional beta-oxidation protein. The coding region runs from base 1 to 1695 and encodes 564 amino acids. The record is from RefSeq and is a predicted model, not a curated record. NCBI's taxonomy places the organism in Eukaryota, Fungi, Ascomycota, Dothideomycetes, Pleosporales, Pleosporaceae. The transcript is spliced from 5 exons.
AUGGACAAUACAACAACUUUACAAGAACUGCGUUACGAUGCUCAGGUAAUUGUAAUCACAGGAGCAGGAAAUGGCUUAGGGCGAGCAUACGCCCAUUUUUUCGCUUCACGGGGCGCUACCGUGAUUGUCAACGACGUUGGUGUGCUCACGACACCUUCUGGGAGAUGCGAGAAGGCUGCAGACGUGGUUGUUGACGAGAUCAGAAAGCUCGGUGGCAAAGCGCUUGCCAACUACGAUAGCGUCGAAGAUGGUCACAACAUCAUAGAUGCUACGCUCCGAGCGUUCGAUCGAGUCGAUGUUUUGAUCAAUAAUGCGGGUAUUGUAAGAGUUGGAAGCCUUGAGUCAACGACCCAGGCAGAUUGGGAAGCGGUUAUGAACGUUAAUCUCAAUGGAUCAUUCAAGUGUGCUAGAGCGGUCUGGCCCCAUAUGAUCAGGCAGAGAUACGGUCGAAUCAUCAAUACCUCUUCGAUUGCGGGCCUCUUUGGUAUACCUCAUCAGGCCGGCUAUGCCGCUACAAAAGCUGCCCAGAUUGGCAUGUCACAGACGCUCGCGAACGAGGGUUUCAAGCACAACAUACUUGUCAACACCAUCGCUCCUCUUGCGGCAAGCAAGAUGCUUGAACCUUUUCUGCCACCAAACCUGUUAGAAGCUCUCCAAAUGGAUCUCAUUGUGCCUCUGGUCGCUGUACUUGUGCACUCGACCAACGUAGAGGUCACAGGCGCUUUGUUUGAGGCGGGUGGCGGCCAUUUUGCACAAAUCCGACCCGCAGUGAACAACGUUGCGAGAACUGAUUCACCUUCCAUUGGAGUGCGACCGUUUGGGUCAAAGACCGACCAAGUCAACCUGCAGGGGAAGGUCGCAAUCGUUGUCAAUGGAGCUACAAGAACCGGUCGCCAAUGCUGUCUUUACUAUGCUUCUCUUGGCGUCAAAGUUGUUGUUCAUGAUCUGUUCGAUCCGAUCCCUGUCGUGAGAGAGAUUGAACGACUCGGUGGCUGUGCUAUAGGAGUUCAGAGCAGCCUUUUGGACGGAAAAAGCAUCGUCAAAGCUGCUCUAGACGCUUACGGCUGCGUUGACAUCCUCAUCAAUGACGCCACUCUCUCAGAUGAUCUAGGUUCUGUUCCAGGUUCUGAUCCAAUGGCGGAUACAAACUUGAACUCUGCUUUAAAACAUGUCCAAUGCCUAAAAGACAUUGCGAAGGUUCUAUGGCCACACUUUCAUGCGCAGAAGAGUGGCAAAAUUGUUACCAUCACGCAUCCUAGUGAUGUGUUACCAAGAUUGGAUCAGCUGUCACACACUAUGGCUAGGUGGGCGCUAUUAGGACUUUCACGCAGUCUUGCUUGUGAGGGUGCUGAGAACAACAUCAGAGUUGGUGUAGUUAUCCCGAAUGCCGUCAGAAGCCCGCACACGAACGGUGAUAUCUUGGCUUGCAUCACGAGGAUCCUUAGCUGCGAUACCAAUGGCAGCCACAGCAAGAAUUGCGCUCAGGUGUAUGAGAUCAAUGAAACUGGAGCUUGCAAGACCGUUUGGCAACGGUCUGGCGGCUUCCAAUUUCCACUAGGAUCUCAUGCUACGCCAGAAGCGCUUCUGAAGAUGUGGGGGCAGGUUGUUUGUUUCGAUGAUAAUCGUACAGAUUGUCCGGUCGACCAUGACGAAGGGUCUGCAAAAAUCAUGGCACACAUCAGUUCACAACAAUAA